UGAAGGGAGCAACCCACAGUUGGGAAAAGAGUUUGUGGGGUGAUGGAGGAGCCUUUCACAGAGGGAGAUUUCUAUGCUGAGAAUUUUCGUCCCAAAGAUUAUCUGGAAACGUAUUAUAAAGUUAACCUUGAUGUUGAUGAUCAGCUUGUAAACUUUUUCCUGAAAGGGGCCCACAGGGCAUUCACCGUAGAUGGCAUCAAGGGAGAUACCCUGAUCGACAUUGGCACCGGCCCAACCAUCCACCAGUUCCUCUCUGCCUGUCAGUCCUUCCAGGAGAUCAUAGCUACCGAUUACACCGACCAGAACCGAGAGGAAGUGCAGCGAUGGCUGAAGAAGGAACCUGGGGCUUUCGACUGGACGCCCAUUGUCAAAUAUGUCUGUGAGUUGGAGGGAGACAGGGAAAAAUGGCCAGAGAAGGAAGAGAAGGUCCGAAGAGCCGUCAAGCAGUACCUGAAAUGCGAUGUGACCCAACCCAACCCUUUGGCUCCGCUGGUUCUUCCUCCUGCAGAUUGUCUGCUCUCCAACUUGUGCCUCGAUGGGGCUUGCAGAGACAUCCCCACCUACCAAUCAGCCUUCAGGAACAUCAGUUCCCUUCUGAAACCAGGGGGGCACCUUGUCUUUCAUUCAACGCUUGAGGGAUAUUACUACAUGGUUGGCCAACGGAAGUUCUCUGCCCUCUACUUGGAGAAGGAGAUGAUAGAAGAGGCAGUGAGACAGGCUGGUUUUGUCAUUAAAUGGAUUGAGGAAACCAGGAUCCACCUCCCUCCUUCUGUGGCAGAUGCAAAGGGGCUGUGCAUUCUUCUUGCCCAGAAAUGUAGGCCAUGAAUAUUAGGCAACUGUUGAUAUAACACUCAGAGAUUUCCCCAACAAUUGUUAUGAAACUAUUAUACAAGUUAGAGAAAGUACACACCACGUGGCUUCUGUGAUCUUUUCUAUGCCUUUCCUAGUAGGUUCUGUGUGUAAUAAAGUAACAUCUUGCCUCUC
Crotalus tigris (Tiger rattlesnake) is the source of this 984-nucleotide messenger RNA. RefSeq names its product nicotinamide N-methyltransferase-like. Gene Ontology annotation, cellular component: cytosol. Gene Ontology annotation, molecular function: N-methyltransferase activity. The transcript is spliced from 3 exons. Lineage: Eukaryota; Metazoa; Chordata; Lepidosauria; Squamata; Viperidae. The record is from RefSeq and is a predicted model, not a curated record. The coding region runs from base 43 to 825 and encodes 260 amino acids.